This is a messenger RNA of Closterium sp. Yama58-4, 2274 nucleotides long. The record is from the annotation of a GenBank genome assembly. NCBI's taxonomy places the organism in Eukaryota, Viridiplantae, Streptophyta, Zygnematophyceae, Desmidiales, Closteriaceae.
AUGGUGAACCGAAGCCCCGUCAGCGACCGCGUGCUACAGGCGAUUGUGGCUAUACAGAGGGCCAGGCGAGUGGCUGGAGAAGGCGCCAGGGGAGGCCAGGGAGGUAUAAGGGGUGUAGAGAGUCAGCAAAGUCAAGCAAGUCAACGGAGCCUUGGUGGAGGGGCGGAUGGGAGGGUGCGUGGCAGGGGGGGGUCGCUGAAGGAGGUGGUGGCGGAGGUGGCGGGGGGCCUGGAGAAGCGCGAGGUGGAGGAGCUUAUGACGGAGCUGCAGCGACGCCACGACUGGAAGGCCACCCUCGAGGUGUUUGCGUGGAGCCAGCAGCAGGCGUGGUUCCGCCCCAACAUGCGCCUCUACAACGCGCUCAUGGGCUUCCUCGCGAGGGAGCAGCAGGCGCAUGCCGCUACGCUGCUCUUCCAGGACAUGCUGCUGUCGCGCGCGCGCCCCAACCACUUCACGUACACCGCGCUCAUCAACGCGUACGGCCGCGCCGGGUGGUUCGAGGAUGCCCUCGCUGUCUUCGAGCACAUGAAGACGUGCGACGACGACGACUGCCGGCCCAACACAGUGACGUGUAACGCGCUGAUUGGUGCGCUGUGCAAGGGGGGCAUGUAUGACGAGGCGGUGGAGGUGUUCAUGGACAUGCGUGCGGGGGCGGGCGGCCUGCCACUCAACUGCAGGCCCAAUAUAGUGACAUACAACACGCUCAUCGACACCUUGUGCCGGGAAGGCCAGCUCGAUGCCGCUCUGCAGGUGCUGGAGGACCUGUCAUCGGGCGUGCUGGACGCGCAAGUGGCGCCCAACAUAGUGACAUUCAACACCAUCAUCAACGCGUGUGGCAAGGCGGGCCGCGCCCCCGACGCCGAGGCCACGCUGCAGGCCAUGGAGCGCACCGCCAUGGCGCCAGACGGCAUCACGUUCACCGCGCUCGUCGACGCGUACGGCCGCACGGGCGACGUGGACCGCGCUGAGGAGGCGUUUCAGCGCAUGCUGCAGGCGGGCAUCGCCCCAGACGUGUUCUCCUACACGGCGCUCAUGGCUGCGUUUGGCCGCGCUGGGCUGUCCGACCGUGUCACGGAGACGCUGGCUGCCAUGCAGCGUGCAGGCGUGCCGCCCAACGAGGUGACGUUUCUCACCGUGCUGGACGCCCACGGCAAAGCGGGUAACUACGAGGAGGCUGAGGCCACGCUCGCCGCCAUGGUUACGUGCGGUUACCGCCCGUCGGUGUACAGCUGGAGCUGCUUGAUUGACGCGUUUGGGAAGGCGGGGCUGUAUGCCAAGGCAGCAGGGGCGUUUGAACGCAUGCAGGCCGAGGGGUGCCGCCCGAACCUGAUCACGUAUGCAGCCAUUUUGUCUGCUUGUGCGCGGUGCGAGAAGUGGGAAGAUGCGCUGGAGCUGCUGUACUGCCUGCAGAGGACUGGCGGCGAAUGGGAAGUCGCCAUGUGUCGCCUCGUGAUGGCAGGCCCAGAGGAGGAAGGAGUCGAGUGUGCGAGCGAGGAGGAGGUGGUGGAGGGACUGGCAGUGCCGGUGGCCAUGCGUCGCUCCUUCUACAACGCCCUGGCCGACGUGCUCUGGAGCUUCGGCAUGCGGCGCCGCGCUGCCCGCGUGGUGGCGCUGGGCCGGGGCCUGGGCGUGUACGGCGGGGCUGAUGACCUGCACAAGGAGGCGCGCGGUGCACGCCGGGGGGGCGCGGGGCGCAGGGAGAGCAGCAGCAGCGGCAGUGAGAGUGAGAGUGGUACUGGGAGUGGGAGUGGGAGUGGGAGUGGGAGUGGGAGUGGGAGUGGGAGUGGGAGUGGGAGUGGGAGUGGGAGUGGGAGUGGCAAGCAGAGGGGUGGGGGGGGCGGCAGGGGCGGGGGCAUGUGGAGGGAGGAGGGCGUGUGGAGUGUGGACCUGCACGAGCACUCCAUUGGCUCCGCCUGUGCCUUCCUCUUCCUCUGGCUCCGCGACCUGCGCACCGCCUGGCAGUGGCACAAUGAGAUCCCGGAGGCCAUCGAUAUAGUCACGGGGUGGGGGCGCCACAGCAAGCGCAAGGACGCCACGUCAGACAAGCCAGCACAGGUGGCGCCCCUCAAGGCAGCGAUCCUGAGGGAGCUGCACCUCAUGCACUCGCCCUUCCAGGAACUUUCUGUCAAUGCCGGUCGUCUUGUGGCGGGCGGGUGGGCGGCAUACUCGUGGCUGUUGCAGGAGGAGAUGGAGGAGCGGCUGCAGCUCAGGGAUGCGCCCCAGCCCGUGCCUCCUGGGGACAAACCGUACCAACCACUGCAACAGACUCAGUAG